CCGUGCAAACUGCCGGUCGUAAAAAGAGACAAAAGCGAAAGUGAUUAACUACAAAGCAUGUCUGCACAUGUAGAGGCAUGUUCAGAAGAACACACACGGACAAAGUCUGCAGGGAAAAACUGCAGGUUUCACCCUUUCCUCUGCUGAAGGAGAUAAUAAAGGAGUGAGGAACUAUUGGACCUGACUACCUGCUGGACCUGUGCAUCUGGUUGUAUCAGUGAUCUCGGUCAUAUUAUAAGAUUACUCAGUCUUUGGAUUUGAUAGCAUUUAUAAAGUAUUCAAAAGAGUCAAAGAGUAAAUUUAGUUUUAAUAGAAUGACAAAAUAAUUCAAUACAAAUCAAAAGUGCUGAUGUCAUGACUCAGUUAUUAUUGACUUUGUGGUGAUUGCUUUCUCUCAGUGAAAGAGUAAGAGUAAAGAGUAGACCCAUUGUUUUCCAGGCACAAAGGUUCUAUUGUAUGUUGUUGUUUUACUCUGCAGCUCAGCCACAGGUAUUCUGGGAAGUCCCACCUGUCUCUGCCUUUCAUUUCUUUCCAGAUAUGAGGACCUUAAUUAAAUCAAAACUCAAACAAACAAAGAUUUGGAACAGUCCCAGCUUUGAAACCACCUCUGCCAUUGAGGUCAUGCUUUCAGUGCUGUUUGUGUCUGUUGUUUGUCUGCGGGACGAAUGGAAAAACCCAUUUCUGUGUGACAAAAUUUGCACAAGUGAAGCUAAACAUGCAACGAAACAAACAACUUUUUUUGAGACGAGAAUUAGGUUGGAAAAACAAAAGAUGCAAUAGACUGUGGUUAGGGUUAGGAGCAUCUCUAGGAAAUCUGUGGCAUCCAACUGUGCAACCAACUUUAAACCCCUCGGUACAAUGCCGACCUUUGACAUUUCGGUGCUGUCACUUCCUCUGAAUUUGUGCUAUUCUCAGCAGUCGGCUGCAGGCUGUGCCGAGGAGAGGGUGUGCGUGUAGAAAGCUGGUCGGGUGAUGUUGUUGUACUGAUAUCAUUGUGUUAUGAACAGCCUUUAAGAAAAUAAAUCUCCCUCUGGUUGCAUUCUCUUUGCGUCAUACUCAGAGAAAAUGUGUCAACCACGAGAGCAAAUAAAAACAUAAAAAUGUGAUAAAUAUACUUCUGCUGCUGUUCCCUGAUGUUAAACAGUUUUUAGGAGUUGCCCUCUUUGCUGCUUUCAUGUAUCAAUACGUUUCUUUUACCAUUAAAGGGUAAUGUUUCUUGAAAAAGCCUACACAUAAAGGUAAUGUAAAAUGUGUUUGAAUAACCACGCUCAGUGUGCUUUGAACAACUACAGUGAAGACUAAAUGUUUCCAAAUUUAUCUGACACUUGCACACAUUAACUCUGAGCCUCCAACUGAUGCAACAGAAAUAUCUGUUUCAUCAACCAUUCCUCAUAACUUCAAGGUUAUGAGUUCAACUCGACUGAAAUUUCUGUGGUUCUGUCUGGUAUUCAGAAGCGAAUCAAAGCUUCCUAUUUACAUGACAAAACAUCACGUUAAAGAAAGUAAAACAUCUGACAUUUGUGGUUUUAUACUGUAAAGCCGACACACAUCCUGCGCCAACGAGGUCUACACGAGUACCUGACACGAGUGUUUUCAGGGGUGUGAUGCAGCCCCUCUCGAUCAGUCAGCCUGAGCAGCAUGGAGAUCACGACACUGUGCACGAUUGUCGCGUCGCUGAGCGUCUUUCCCAGCAGAAUCCAGUUCUUUCGGUAUGAGUCCGUUACCCUGAUCUGUGGGGAGCAUGGAAACUCAUCUGAAUGGAGAGUUGUGAGAAACACAUCCAGACAUAUAAACGAAGAGUGUGCCGCAACCAGGGGAAAGUGCUUCAUUGAUACUGUUUACCAGUCAGACAGUGGAGUGUACUGGUGUGAGUCAGGAGCUGGAGAGUGCAGCAACGCUGUCAACAUCACUGUGACCGGUGGUCAUGUGGUCUUGGAGAGUCCUGUCCAUCCCGUUCAGGAGGGAGAACCUGUGACUUUGCGUUGCACAAAUGAAAUGACUUCCUCCUCUAAUCUGACAACUGAAUUUUAUAAAGAUGACAUCCUAGUUGGGAGUAGCUCUACGGGAAACAUGACCAUCCACAGUGUUUCCACGUCCGAUGAAGGUGUCUACAAGUGUAAGAUCUCCGGAGCUGGAGAAUCUCCGGACAGCUGGCUGGCUGUGAGAGAAGCCGGGCGUCCUGAAUCUUUUCACUACCCUCUUGCACACAUUCUUCUUCCUGUGGUGGGCGUCUGCCUCUCGUUCGCCUCGGUGAUGCUGCUGUGCCUCUGGAGGAGUUGCAAAGUGAGAAAUGCUGCAGGUGAAACCGACUCUGAUGUGUCGUACGUCGAUGUCGUCAUCCCACAGGAAGUUCAGCCGAAGAUGCACAGAGAAACAGAUCCUACGCCGACCAUCUACUCAACCCUCCAACCAUGGACCACCUGAGAGGAAACCAGUGUUUUAUACUGUGUAUAAUUCUCUGUAUUAAACAGAUUUGUUAUUUUUUA
Larimichthys crocea (large yellow croaker) is the source of this 2486-nucleotide messenger RNA. RefSeq names its product low affinity immunoglobulin gamma Fc region receptor II. Lineage: Eukaryota; Metazoa; Chordata; Actinopteri; Sciaenidae. The record is from RefSeq and is a predicted model, not a curated record. The transcript is spliced from 6 exons. Gene Ontology annotation, molecular function: transmembrane signaling receptor activity. The coding region runs from base 1639 to 2424 and encodes 261 amino acids. Gene Ontology annotation, cellular component: external side of plasma membrane. Gene Ontology annotation, biological process: cell surface receptor signaling pathway; immune response.